This is a messenger RNA of Mobula hypostoma (lesser devil ray), 10803 nucleotides long. It is a transcript of the gene ano6, whose product is annotated as anoctamin 6. NCBI's taxonomy places the organism in Eukaryota, Metazoa, Chordata, Chondrichthyes, Myliobatiformes, Myliobatidae. The transcript is spliced from 21 exons. The coding region runs from base 497 to 3265 and encodes 922 amino acids. The record is from RefSeq and is a predicted model, not a curated record. Gene Ontology annotation, biological process: chloride transmembrane transport; calcium activated phosphatidylserine scrambling; calcium activated phosphatidylcholine scrambling. Gene Ontology annotation, cellular component: plasma membrane. Gene Ontology annotation, molecular function: protein dimerization activity; chloride channel activity.
AUGCUGGCAGCGUUCACCGUGUUCCCCGGCAAGGUGUUGGCACUAUACACCGGCUUUACUUUGCAGAGCCAAGCGAAGUCGGUUCCGACACUCCAGCAACCUCUCGAUUUGCUUGGGCUGCACCAUAUAGGCGGGAACAAUGCUUACAGAGAAAGAACACACCCACAGAUAGGCAGGCUCAGAGACGGCGAUCGGGCUCGGCAGGGAAGUUGGCUGGGACGGAGCCCUUCAAAAGUUUAUUCGUGGAAACCUCUCCCCCCGAACUUGCAGUUUCUUUCUGUUGUGCCAACUCGACCUUCGCAACGCGGGGCUGUUUUCUCUGGACGAAGAUGAGAUACCAGUGCCUGGUCUUGAUUUAGAGUUAGAGUUUGAGUUUCGGUAAUCACCUGGAAGUCAAGGGCCGAAUCCUGCUCGUGUUUGUAGGACGUGUUUUCUUCUCUCUACUUUUGCCGUACUGGUUUUCUUCCCCCACGCUGUUACCGACACAACUGCAGAGAUGAGUAGCUUUGAUUCGGACGAGGAUCAGUUGGAGAUGGAAGAAUUUCCUGACGGAGAUGAGGAGUUUUGUGUGCAAAGUUACAUGCCCAACUAUGGAACGAUAUGUGAACAAGAACAGAUAACUGAUCUGGGUCCAGUUCAUAAAGAGUCCUCUUGUUUAGUUGGUUCUGCAUAUGGGGUUGAGUUUAAUGGAAAUGAAGACUCGAUGUUUUUCACUGACGGUCAACGUCGAAUUGACUUCAUACUGGUUUACGAAGAGGAGCAGAAGAAACCGGGGGAUCAAAAGAGAAUGCGAUCAAUUCUAAGCAAAAAGAGGAAAAGAGCUUUCUUUCAAGACAACUUAAAGAAAAGCGGGCUGGAGAUUGAAGCUACAAGAUCAAUUUUAGAUUCCAAGACAAUUUUCCUGAAGCUCCAUGCACCCUGGGAAGUUCUCUGUCACUAUGCUGAAGUCCUCCAUAUAAAACUACCUCUACAAAGCAAUGACUUAAAACAGAAGACCUCAAUGUUUAACUACAUAACUAAGCUUUUCUCAGUGUCUGAAGACAAAAUUCCACCAGAGGAUGAUUAUUUCACUGCACCAUUCGAGUUGGACCGUAUUAAAAGUUUCCAGACUGAAAAUCGCGAUGCCUUCUUCACACCAGCAACGCGAAGCAGAAUUGUCAAUUAUAUUUUGAAUCGUUGUGUAUAUAAAAAAGGAAAACCCAACGCGUUUGGUAUCACUAAACUUCUGGACUCAAAAGCCUAUAAGGCAGCGUAUACACUCCAUGAUUGCAAGUUCAACCAGAAAUCUUUGGACCCACUGUGUCCCAAUGAGAGGUUCCUUCUUUACCGGGAGUGGGCUCACCCCAAGAACUUCUACAAACUGCAGCCUUUGGAUCUUAUCAGGAAGUAUUAUGGAGAGAAAAUUGGAAUAUAUUUUGCUUGGCUUGGUUUCUAUACGGGCAUGCUGGCUAUUGCUGGGUUUGUUGGUCUCUUGUGCUUUCUUUUUGGAAUACUGACAAGGGAUGAUAGUACUUGGAGUCAGGAAGUGUGUGAUCCUGAGAUUGGAGGUCGUAUUAUCAUGUGUCCUCAGUGUGACCGAGAUUGUCAGUAUUGGAGACUCAAUAUUACAUGUCAGUCUUCAAGGAAAUUAUUCAUAUUUGACAACUAUGGAACACUAGUAUAUGCCAUGUUUAUAGCAAUUUGGGUCACCAUCUUUUUGGAAUUCUGGAAGCGCCGCGAGGCAGAAUUGGAAUACGAGUGGGACACUGUGGAACUGGAGCAGGAAGAGCCUCGCCGGGCAGAAUAUGAAGCAAAGUGUACAAUCCUAAAGAAGAAUCCAGUCACACAGGAAGAGGAGCUGGUUCCGUACACUGCCUGUGGAAAAUGCAUGAGACUAUUUUGUGGUGGAAGUACGGUUCUGUUCUGGAUAUCUCUGAUUGUUGCCUCAGUAGUUGCCAUCAUUGUCUACCGGCUGGCAGUCUUUUUUGAGUUUUCUGUCGACUUCCGUAAAGCGAUCAGUGACAAUCUGAUGCCUUUGAAAGACUAUUUAACUCCUCAGAUGGCCACUUCGGUCACAGCCUCUCUCAUUAACUUCAUGUUCAUCAUGAUUCUGAACAUAAUCUACGAAAGAGUAGCAAUAUUGAUCACAGAUUUUGAACUACCAAGAACACAAACGGAUUAUGAAAACAGCUUGACCUUGAAGAUGUUUCUCUUCCAGUUUGUCAACUACUACUCCUCCUGCUUCUACAUAGCUUUCUUUAAAGGCAAAGUUGUCGGUUACCCUGGAGAGCCAGUUUAUUGGUUGGGAAGAUUCAGAAACGAAGAGUGUGACCCUGGUGGCUGCCUUAUUGAACUAUCAACCCAACUGCUGGUCAUAAUGGGAGGAAAGGCUAUAUGGAACAACAUUCAAGAAGUUCUCAUUCCGUGGUUAAAGAAUCUUAGAAGUCGUUGCCAGAUGAAAGGUUCUGAAAAUGUACUCCCCAGAUGGGAACAAGACUAUCAGCUGCAGCCCAUAUCAAAGCUUGGAUUGUUUUAUGAAUACCUUGAAAUGGUGAUACAGUUCGGAUUUGCCACCAUCUUUGUGGCAUCGUUUCCACUGGCACCCCUGCUGGCACUGGUCAAUAACAUCAUUGAAAUUCGAGUAGACGCAUGGAAACUAACCACUCAGUAUCGACGCGUCCUACCAGUCAAAGCACAAGACAUUGGAGCCUGGCUGCCAAUCCUAAAUGGAGUGGCUAUUUUUGCUGUUGUGACCAACGCAUUGAUCAUUGCUUUCACUUCCGAUAUGAUACCCAGGCUUGUUUAUUACUGGACGCUAUCAAUACAACCCUAUGGCGAGUUCAGCAGCCCAACGAUGCGUGGCUACAUCAACAGUACCCUCUCUGUUUUCAGAAUCGCUGACUUCAGUAAUAUCAGCAAACCCCACAGCUCCCCCUCAUGGUUUAACCCUGAAACCGAUACCACCUGCAGGUACCGUGAUCUCAGAUAUCCUCCUGGACAUCCACUGGAAUAUCACCAUAGCCUUUAUUACUGGCAUAUAAUGGCCGCCAAGCUAGCAUUUAUUAUUGUUACAGAGCACAUUGUAUUUGGGGUGAAAUUGCUUCUGUCAUACGUGAUUCCUGAUGUCCCAGCACACAUUAAAGAACAAAUUAAACGUGAGAAGUAUUUAACACAGAAGAUUCUGCAUGAAAAUCAUCUUCCAACCUGGGACAGCAGAUUAAUAGGUGCAACAGGAAGAAUUAUAAAAGGUUCAGUCAGCCUGAAGGACCAAAGCAUGGAUGUAUAAAUAUCUGUUGCAAAGAAAUUGUUUUCUAUAAUGUACAGUUUUAAGGAGGAAUCUCUUGAAAUGCUAAUCUGUUUGAUUUCCAAGAGAGAAUGUUUUGAUCUGCCUGUAAGUACCUAUGGUUUUUCUAUCUGUUCCACUGGUUUAUCUCAAAUUCCAUUUUGACUAUAAAAUUGUUCAAGCUGUUUCAAUAGUCCAUGGAAAAGUUGUUUACUAUUAUUGCACUUAAUGAGAAACAGAGUUUUGGAACUCUUUUAUAAUCAGAGGAAAUUCUUGUGUGAAUAAGAAGGCUGUGAACAAACAUGGAAAGUAGUUAUCAGACUUACUGAAAAUUGGAAAAGAAGUUAAUGACACCGCAAUGUUGCCAUGUGGUCCACAACUGGAGGGAUAAUGUAUCCCAAUGAAUAUGGCAGGAUUUUCUAAGUGACUGAUGAUAUGUGUUGUAGCAAUCCAGUCGUAUGUGGAAGUUACUGAGUGCACGGAGUGAAGGAAUUUCCCAGAUAUAUGAUACGCUAACUAAAUGGAUGGUAUAGGUGGUUUCUCCUAUUUUGACCAUUUGAUUAUUAAAUUUAUUAUGAAUUUAGUUAGCAAAACGCUCUUGGCUUUUACAGUGCUUACCAUUACAGUAUAUUCAAGUUAUUUGCCCAGGAAAUUGUGAAAUCCGAAGGAGUUUUAAACUACGAUAGUUCUACCUUUAAGCCACUCUGGAGGCAAUAUCUAAUUUCUAGUCAUACCAAACUGUCAGUGGACUUAUCCUGAAAUCAUAAGUUAGAUCAGUGUAUUAAAAAUUGGGACUUAAGGAACAGGAGCAGUAACUCCUCAAACCACCUCUAUUAUAAGAUCAUGGCUGAAAUUCUACCUCAGCUUAACUUUCAAACUGAAUCCUCAUGUCAUUGAUUUUUACUGUCCAAAGAUUUUUACUGACAGAUUUUUACUGUCAGUAUGUGUCUUGAAUAUACUCACUAAUCAAUGAUGCAACAACCUGUGGGAUAGAGAAUCCCAAAUGCAUAAUAUCCUCUGAUUAAAGGAAUUCCACCUCAUCACCUUUCCAGGUCUGUUCCCCCUUAUUCUGAGUCAAUGUUCUUAGUCCGCAAGAUAUAGGAGCAGAAUUAGGCCAUUUGACCCAUUGAGUCUGUCCCACCAUUUCAUCAUGGCUGCUCUAUUUUCCCUCUCGGCCCCAAUCUCCUGCCUUCCCAAUGUAUCCCUUCAUGCCCUGACCAAUCAAGAAUCUAUCAACUUCGGCCUUAAAUAUAUAUUAAGACUUGGCCUCCACAGCUGCCUAUGAUAAAAAAAAUUUCACAGGUUCAACACACUCUGGCUGAAUUCCUCCACAUUCUGAGGCUGUGUCCUCUGGUUUUAGACUCUCCCACCAGAGGAAACAUCCUCUCUGCAUCCACUCUAUCAAGGCCUUUCACCAUUCAAUAGGUUUUAAUGAGGUCCCCUCAUUCUUCUGAACCCCAGUGAAUACAGGCCCAGAGCUAUCAAAUGCCAUUUGCCAUUUCUUGUUGCUAUUUGCACGAUUUGUUUUUUGUGGGUGAGUGGCGGGGGGGGGGGCUUGAUGUUCUUGUUGCCAUUUGCACGGGAGGGGGUUUUAAUGUUCUUGUAGCCCGUUGUGUAAUUUGCUUUUUGUGCAUGGAGGGGGUGGUUGAUGUUUUCCUUUGAAUGGCUUCCAUGGUUUUCUUUGUUUCGUGGCCGUCUGGAGAAGAUGAAUCUCCGAGUUGUAUACUGCUUACAUACUUUGACAAUGAACUUUGUCCCUAGCUAUGAUCUAUCAAAUGUUAUAAAAUAUAGGCCAUCACCUAAUUCUGUUUGGGUGUGAUGAAAUUUAAACUUUCAGUGACCAGCCAUGAUAAUUCUAGUGUUUUCAAAGUUCAAAGUACAUUUAUGAUCAAAGUAUAUAUACUUUAUACAACCUUGACAAUCAUCUCCUUAUAGGCAGCCACAAAACAAAGAAAGAGAAGAAUUGUAAUGAUAUUAAAACAGCACUGUAUUCUGGAGAGUAUUAUUUUACAUUCUAAAGUACUCUUGCUAUUAACUGUUCCUAUAUACACAAGAUGCCAUUUUCAUAAAAAUGUUCUCCCUUUAUGAUGGUCUGUGCAUCGGAUUAUGCACCGAUGACUCUACCGGGAUCAAUAGACUUUUUAAUUUUGUCUUUUGGUGCUGACAAUCAAGCAAAAAAGCUGUGCGGUGGCGCACCCAUGCAGCUCAGAGGGAACGGAUUCCAGGAAUAGAGGCUGGUUUGCUCCUGAUGGAGUAUUACUGAUUGCAUUGUGUAGAGUGUGAGUGCUGUUUAUCAGAGUGAGUCUGAACACUGUCCAGGUUUGCUGCAUUCAGGUACAAAUUGCAACAUUUUCCAGAGUGACAAAUUGAACUGAAUGCCGCGUGAUCAUCAAGAAACACCCCCAUUUCUGAACUUACAGUGGGGUGAAGGGAUCCACUUCUGACCAUGUGAUGACCAUUGAUGAAACUGCUGAAGAUGAUAAGACCUGGAAUUUUGUAUAGUGGAACUCCAGCAGCAAAGGUAUAAGGCAGUGACUGGAGCAGGGGGUUCCCAGCCUCUUUUAUGUCAUAAGACAUAAGACAAAGGAGCAGAAGUCGGCCAUUCGGCCCAUCGAGUCUGCUCCACCAUUUUAUCAUGGACCAUUAAGCAAGAGGUCAGUGGACCCCAGAUUGGGAACCCCUGGUCUGGAGAGUUUGCCCCUAUUCCCCAAUUCCUAGUGACUUCAAUAUUAACUUAUUUGAAGUAUUAGACCAGAUUGUAAUUUUUAUUUCCGAACAGGUAAUGCUAAAGAAACUAAUUAAAGAUCAUAGCAAUGGGAAUGCAUUUCUACAGAAUCAGAAUCCUUUGUUAUCACCAAGUAUGUAGACACAUACAGGGAAUUUGAUGCCGGUUUCCCUGAGCUCUCGCUGUACAGAAUCAAAAAGCAAACAAAACAAAUGAAGAUUUAAAGUUCAAAGUAAAUUUAUCAAGUACAGGAGAUAUAUGUUACCAUAUGCUACCAUGAGAUUCAUUUUCUUGCAGGCAUUUAUAGGAAAGAUGAAAUACAACAGAAUUUUACAAAAAGUAUCAUGAACAAAGUAACGCACACAAAAUGCUGGAGGAACUCAGCAGGUCAGGCAGCAUCGUAGAAAUGAAUAAACAGUCGAUGUUUCAGGGCGAGAUCCUUCUUCAGGACUGAGAAGGAAGGGGGAAGACACCACAAUAAAAAGGUGGGGGGAGGGGAAGGAGGCUAGCUGGAAGGUGAUAGAUGAAGCCAGGUGGGUGGGAAAGGUCAAGGGUUGGAGAAAAAAGAAUCAGAUAGAAGAGGAGAAUGGACCAUAGGACAAAGAGAAAGAGGAGUGCCUUCUGUCUGGGUAGCCUCCAACCUGAUGGCGUGAAUAUCAAUUUCUCCUUCGGUAAACAAAUCCCCCCCUUUCCACCCACCUCCUCUAUUCCCCCAUCUGGCCCUUUAUCUUUUCUCACUAGCCUAUUACUUCCCUCUGGAUUCCCCCAGCAUUUACAUUUUGGCAUCUUCCCUCUUCCUUUUGUGAGAGCUGCUUUGGAUUUCCAGUAUCUGCAGACUUGUGUUUAUGCAUAAACAAAAACUGACAGAAAUCCAAUGUGCAAAUCAAGACAAACAGAGCAAAUAAAAGGAGAGCAUGAGCUGAAAAGAGUCUGUGAAAGUUAGCCUGUAAACAGUAGAAUCAGUUCAGAAGGACAUUUUUUCAUUCUUGGAUUAUGGGGCCCAAAACUGCUCACAUUACUCCAUGUGGUCUAAUCAGUGCCUUUAAAGUCCUUGCUUUUAUAUUCUAGUCCUAUCAAAAUGAACACUAACAUAUCCUUAAUAAAUGAAAAUUAAUUAAGACAAAUCAAUGCAGAUGUAACGCCUGCACCAUCAAAAAUGUAAUAGCAUAGAUAUAUAUGCCAUUACUGAUAUUGCUGUUAGACAAAAAUAACCUACUUUACAUUUUUAUGAUCUGAUAUGCUAAUUAAAACAAUUAUCCAUUAAGGAGAAUCUUUCAGAGGCCAUAUUUAUUGUUGUACCAUCAAAUGGAUUGGGGGAGCAUAAAGUUCAAAGUAAAAUUUAUUAUCAGUAUACAUAUAUGUUACCACAUACAACCCCGAGAUUCUUUUUCCUGUGGGCAUACUUAGCCUGUUUACUGAACUGUAAACAGGAUCAAUGAAUAACAACUGUGCAAAUGCAAAUUUAAAUAAAAGCAAUAAAUAACAAGGUAAAGAAUCCUUAAAGUGAGACCUUCAGUUGUGGGACACCAGAAAUGAGUAUCUCUUUUUUUGUUCAAGAGCCUGAUGAUUGAGGGGUAGGAACUGUUCUUGAACCUGGUGUUGCAAGUCCUGAGUCCCUUGUACCUUUUACCCGAUGGCAGCAGAGAGAUAAGAGCAUAGCCUGGGUGGUGAGGAUUUUUGAAGAUAGAUGCUGCUUUUCUGUUAUUGAAAAAUAAUAAAUUGAUGGUUUGAGCACAACAGGGCUGUCACACACUAUUGGUCUCCAAAACAUUUUAUGAAUUUCAUGCAUGAGUGUGAACCACAAGAUAAUUUUUCACUCAUAAGCUAUUAUAAAAUGUACUUUCUUUCAUUUAAAGUUUCAUUAACAUUCUAAAAAUAGGUUCAGGCCAGUUUUAAUUCAACAAUAAUACGAUUCAAUUGCCCUUUAAAUAAUCAAUAGUUAUUAAUUCUUGAGAGCACUUCUUUUGAAUAGCCCAAUAACUCUGUUAUUGAGUACAGGUAUUUAAAAGCAAAUUCAUAACAUAACUCUUGUAAUGUAAACACUCACUGAAUGUAAAUGUUUAGUAGAACUAUCUAUUCAAACCUGAGUCCAUGGAGGUUUCUGUUGUUGUGUGACAUUUGGAGAACGUAUUUUAGAAGUAGAAAUCUCUUUAGGUCUGAGUCCUCUCUUAUGAACACUCCAACUUGAGGUAAAUCAGUAUUUUUAACAUUUUGUAAUCUGCUAAGAGGAAUCAUCGUAUACAAUUGCUGGUUUAAAGAUUUUUUUUGUCAGUUCUGUUUUUAAGUGCCAGUUUAGCAGCAUGAAGAGAGAUAAUUGCUGUGCCAGAUUUUAUGAUAAAAAUCCUAAUGAGACUUUAGUACUGAAGUCACUAUUAUGAUUAUGUAAAUUGGACAGUGAGUCCCAGCUACCACACAUUCACUGAUAAAUGGAUAAAUGCAGAGCUGCCAUGAGAUUCAUCAUUCAAAUAUAUUUACUGGCAAGAAGUUGCUAUAUUUAACAGAAGUACACUUCAAACUCACCAGAGUCAUUGUUUGGCAACAAUUAAGAAUGUAAUAUAGAGAGUACUUUUAAUACUCUUUUAAUAACAUUACAUUCUUAAUAGAUGGCAUGAGAAUUCAAAUCCCAACAAGUAUGGAGUCUCAUUUCCUGACUUUAAUUAAUGGAUGUCUUCAAAUAUUUUUGUUUUUAUCUUUCUUAUCUCACUUUCUUUUUCAUUUCUGUAUAUGAUGGCAUAGAAUUCAUUACUUUUAUAUUUCCUGGUCCAGCCUCUGCAAUACUCAUUCACAUCACUUUGGUUACGGAGUUCAAAGUUCAAAGUAAAUUUAUUAUCAAAGUACAUAUAUGGCACCAUAUACAACCCUGAGAUUCAUUUUAUGUGGGCAUACACAAUAAAUCUAUAGAAAAAUAACCAUCACCAAAUCAAUGAAAGACUGUCCAACUUGGGCGUUCAACCAGGGUGCAGAAGACAGCAAAUAAAAAAAAAAUAAUAAUAAUAAAUAAAUAAGCAAUAAAUGUUGUGAACAUGAAGAGUCCUUCAAAGUGAGUCCAUUGGAGUUGUAUAAUAGUUUACAUUUUUUUUUACACAAGUUUCAGAUGCUAUGUAGUAAUUGAUUGUGCCAAUUUGGAUAGUUGACUAAUAGGAACUUUGAUAAUAAAGGCUCAGGGAAAACAUACAGAAUAAAUGACAUUAGAACAUAGAACAGUACAGCACAGGAACAGGCCAGUCCGCCCACAGUUGUACCAAACCAGCUAAAAAAAAAAUCAAAAAAACCCAAAAGCCAGUCCCUCCCAUCUGCACAAUGUCCAUAUCCCACCAUCUUCAUAUUCAUGUAUCUACCUAAACACCUCUUAAAGGCCUUCAAUGUAUUUGCCUCUACCACCAUUCCAGGCAUUCUCCACUCUCUGAGUAAACAAAAAAACUUACCCCUCACAUCUCCUUUGAUCCUGCCCCCUCUCACCUUCAAUGCAUGCCCUCGGGUAUUAGACAUUUCAACCCUGGGAAACAGAUACUCCCUGUCCACUCUAUCAAUGCUUCUCACAAACGUAUAAACCUCUAUCAGAUCUCCCCUCAGCCUCCACCGCUCCACAGAAAACAACCCAAGUUUAUCCAGCCUCGCGUGAUAGCGCAUGCCCUCUAAACCAGGCAGCAUCCUGGUAAAAACCUUCUGCACAUCGUUCACUACUAAUUGCAGAAUCUGGUCCAGUGAUCAUUUCUGAUUGGCCAACUUUUUCUUCAUUCUUGUAAUCAAUUCAUAUUACAUACUUCUCAGAAUAGAUUGUCUUUUUGAUUUGGUGUUUUGGAUGAGACAUUAAACCUAAGCCCCGUCAUAGUACUAUUCUGUACAAGUGUAUUGGAGUUAUUCCUGGUUUCCAGGCCAAUAUUUACUCUGCAUUGCCAGUCAAUUUUUCGGUUAAUAUCACAGUACUGUUUGUGGGAUUUAAUUCAUGAUUUAAAUUGCCCAUCGCAUUUCCUAGAGCGCAAAAUUGGUACAUUUGAAAUGUGCUUCAUUGGUCAUAGAGUACUCAGUGGCUGCAAAACACAACACAAACAUACUUUUUUAAAAUGAUAUUUGUCCUUUGAAAUCGAAAGAAUGGGAUUUACAGUUCUAUGUAACUCAUAACCUUUUACUGUCUUCUCAUUGAAACAUACAAUUUUACACAAAGCUGGAAUUACCAAUACAGAUACUUUAUGAAAAACCCCAAAAUAUAACAGAAAAAGGAGGAAGUAUCAUCCUUGGCUGUGACAUAAUUUCUGGUUCAAAAUCAAAUUCAACUUUUUGGUCCACAUCAGUUACAACUAUAGAGGGGAAGAAAUUGUGAAUUGUUAAUACAUGAACCAAUAUUGUACAGUUAACUCUUCCUCAUCGUAAAAACAUUGAUUGAAUGGGAACGUCUACAAUAUGUUUGUAUUGUUGGGAGAGGAAUUCAUUCACCUGUGCAUAUUCAUAAUCUAAUUUUGUUAUGUUUUAAACUCUGUUGAAUAAAUAUAUUAUUUUUCAGUUUUAUGUGUUUGUAUCCAAUGCCUAAGAGGCUGCACUUAUUGUUUAAGCCAAUAAUGAUAAGAUAAACCAAUAAUGAUGAUAUGACUGACUUAAUUGAAUGAGUUAGAAUUCAAUAUAUGGCUGAAUAAAUAUACAGUUGAAGUAUGUUGAUUCUGUUAAGAAUGAUUGAUGUAUCUUAAUAAGUAAUUUUUCUUUUAAAUUUUGUCAUGAAGUCAUAACUUAGGACUGAUUUUGUUCUAGUAUUAUAUGUACAAUUAUUGAACAUAGUUCAUUAUUCACCAAAGAAUGCCAAUAAACUGGAAUAAAAUUUUUA